Phyllostomus discolor (pale spear-nosed bat) is the source of this 1081-nucleotide messenger RNA. RefSeq names its product testis expressed 35 (gene TEX35). The transcript is spliced from 8 exons. Lineage: Eukaryota; Metazoa; Chordata; Mammalia; Chiroptera; Phyllostomidae. Bases 197 to 940 code for a protein of 247 amino acids. The record is from RefSeq and is a predicted model, not a curated record.
CAAGGCACCCCAGGCUCAAAGCUGCAGUGACACCCCAGGCCGGCAUGGGGGGUCCCGGGCAUUGUGACCUCAGCUGUGCCACACACAGAGGCAGCCGUCCCUCCCCCUCCUUGGCCUGUAGUCGGCACAGGACAGUGGCCUGGUCACAGGCCCGUCGUGGGGAGGUUGGGAAAAGAACACUCUGGCCUCCUCCACCAUGUCGGCCAAGAGGGCAGAACUGAAGAAAACAAACCCGAGUAAGAACUACAAGGCCGUUUGCCUGGAAUUGAAGCCAGAGCCGAUCAAAAUAAGAAGCUGUUUUGAGGCCGUGCUGGCAGCCAGGCCUGAGAGCCCUGGGAGCCCUGGGAGCCCUGGGGAGACAUGUGACUACAAAGGAAUUAAACCAGAAGGGCCAUUUACCAAAACGGGAGGGACUCAGGAGCUAAAGAAUGAUCUCAGGGAGGUGAAGGAAGAGCUCAAGGAAAAGAUGGAGGAGAUAAAACAGAUAAAAGAUGUAAUGGACAAGGAUUUCGAUAAACUCCAGGAAUUUGUGGAGAUUAUGAAGGAAAUGCAGAAGGAUAUGGAUGAGAAGAUGGAAGUUUUAAUAAAUAUACAGAAGAACAACAAGCUCUCGGCCCCUCCCCGACUGCCCAGUCUGCUUAGAAGAGGACCAAAGGAGCAUCAGGACCUCAGGCUGAUGGGAAAGCCAGACAUGGACUCGCAUCUCCGGCUCAGGAAACUGGAGGGAGCUGACGGAGCGUCGCUGGCUGUUCACAAGAAGCAUAUGGCACUGCAGAAGCCCAAAAGGGACCCGCUGGAGUCCCUCCAUCAAUGUGGGACCUGCUGUGACACCUUCACGCCAGGCCUGGGCAUCCUCCUCACCCUCGGCAUCUGGAGCUGCUUCCUGAUAUAUCUGUACUUCAACUUCUACGUGACCGAGGAGGACAUGCUACCCUCUUAGGGCCGCGGCCGCCGAGCCUGCCAGAGCUCCAGUUCGCCCUCUCCCCGCUCCUUGAGCUGCACAGCACAGGCUGUCGCUGUCGCUCCCACCCUCCCACCCGCCCGGGCCUCCCUCCGCCCAGAUUAAAAGCUUCAUCGAAAU